CUCUUGUGUUUUUCGCCCGGCCUGUGCUCUCAGCCAUGAGCCCCGGCCCCCGCCGCUGGCCUCGCGACCCUGGCUGGAUGCUCCGCGUCCUGGCCUUGAUGGUGGCGGCUAGCGACCGGCUCGCCUUCGCCUUCAACCUGGACACUCGAUUCCUAGUAGUGAAGGAGGCGCUGAACCCCGGUAGCCUCUUCGGCUACUCGGUCGCCCUCCAUCGGCAGACCGAGCGACAGCAGCGCUACCUGCUUCUGGCUGGUGCUCCCCGGGACCUCGCCAUCGAUGAUGACUACACCAACCGGACUGGUGCUGUCUACCUGUGCCCCCUCAGCGCCUCCAAAAAUGACUGUGAGCGGAUGGACAUCUCAGAGAAAAGUGACCCUGACCAUCACAUUAUUGAAGACAUGUGGCUUGGGGUGACUGUGGCCAGCCAAGGCCCCGCAGGUAGAGUCCUGGUCUGUGCCCAUCGCUAUACCCAGGUGUUGUGGUCUGGGCUAGAGGACCAGCGGCGCAUGGUGGGCAAGUGCUAUGUGCGUGGCAACGACCUCCAGCUGGACCCUGGUGAUGACUGGCAGACCUACCACAAUGAGAUGUGCAACAGCAACACUGACUACUUGCAGACCGGCAUGUGCCAGCUGGGCACCAGCGGCGGCUUCACCCAGAACACUGUAUACUUCGGUGCCCCUGGUGCCUACAACUGGAAAGGAAACAGCUACAUGAUUCAACGGAAAGACUGGGAUUUAUCUGAAUAUAGCUACAAGGGCUUAGAGGACCAAGGAAACCUCUACAUUGGGUACACGGUGCAGGUAGGCAGUGCCAUCCUACAUCCCACGGACAUCACUGUUGUGACGGGUGCCCCACGACACAAACACACGGGCGCUGUCUUCUUGCUGAGGCAAGAGUCAGGUGGAGACCUGCGGAGGAAGCAGGUGCUGAAGGGCACGCAGGUGGGCGCUUAUUUUGGCAGUGCCAUUGCCCUGGCAGACCUGAACAAUGAUGGGUGGCAGGACCUCCUUGUGGGUGCGCCCUACUACUUUGAACGGAAAGAAGAGGUAGGCGGUGCUGUCUACAUCUUCAUGAACCAGGCGGGCACGUCCUUCCCUGACCAACCUUCCCUCCUGCUUCAUGGCCCCAGCCACUCUGCCUUUGGCGUCUCUGUAGCCAGCAUUGGUGACAUCAACCAGGAUGGAUUCCAGGAUAUUGCUGUGGGAGCUCCAUUUGAGGGCCUGGGCAAGGUAUACAUCUACCACAGCAGCUCCGGGGGCCUCCUCAGGCAGCCCCAGCAGAUAAUCCAUGCAGAGAAACUGGGACUGCCUGGCUUGGCCACCUUUGGCUACUCUCUGAGUGGGAAGAUGGAUGUGGAUGACAACUUUUAUCCAGACCUGCUAGUAGGAAGCCUGUCAGACCACAUUGUGCUGCUGCGGGCCCGGCCUGUCAUCAAUAUCCUCCAUAGGACUUUGGUGGCCAGGCCAGCUGUGUUGGACCCCUCGCUUUGUACAGAUACUUCUUGUGUUCAGGUGGAGCUGUGCUUUGCCUACAACCAGAGCGCUGGGAAUCCUCACUACAGGCGAAACAUCACCCUGGCUUACACACUGGAGGCUGACCGGGAUCGCCGCCCACCCAGGCUCCGAUUUGCCCGCAGCCAGUCGGCUGUCUUUCAUGGCUUCUUCUCCAUGCCAGAGACAUAUUGCCAGACACUGGAGUUACUGCUGAUGGACAAUGUCCGUGAUAAACUCCGUCCCAUCGUUAUUGCCAUGAACUACUCUUUACCUUCGCGCAUGCCCGAUCGCCUCAAGCUGGGGAUGCGGUCUCUGGACUCCUACCCAGUCCUCAACCAGGCACAGGUUCCGGAGAACCACACUGAGGUCCACUUCCAGAAAGAGUGUGGGCCAGACAACAAGUGUGACAGCAACCUGAGGAUGCAAGCAGCCUUCGUGUCUGAGCAUCUGCAGCCUUUAAGCAGGCUCCAGUACAGCAGAGACACUAAGAAACUCUUCUUGAGCAUCAAUGUGACCAACAUCCCGAGCCGCGAGCGGGCUGGGGAAGAUGCCCAUGAGGCACUGCUCACCCUGCAGGUGCCAUCCGCCCUUCUACUGUCCUCAGUGCGCCCGGCUGGGACCUGCCAAGCUAAUGAGACCAUCCUCUGUGAGCUAGGAAAUCCCUUCAAACGGAACCAGAAGAUGGAGCUGCUCAUUGCUUUUGAGGUCAUCGGGGUGACUCUGCACACGAGAGACCUUCUGGCAGUGCUACAGCUAUCCACGUCGAGUCACCAGGACAACUUGCAGCCCAUGACGCUCACUUUGGAGGUGGACUACACACUCCAGGCCUCACUCAGCUUGAUGAACCAUCGGCUGCAGAGCUUCUUUGGUGGGACAGUGAUGGGUGAGGCUGGCAUGAAAACCGUGGAGGAUGUGGGAAGUCCCCUGAAAUAUGAAUUCCAGGUGAGCCCAGUGGGAGAUGGGCUGGCGGCCUUGGGCACACUGGUUCUAGGUCUGGAGUGGCCCUAUGAAGUUGCCAAUGGCAAGUGGCUGUUGUACCCCACGGAGAUCACGAUCCACAGCAAUGGGUCCUGGCCCUGCCAGCCAUCUGGAAACCUUGUCAACCCUCUCAACCUUACUCUCUUGGUCCCCGGAGACAAGCCACCAUCUCCACAGCGCAGGCGGAGACAACUGGACCCAGGGGGAGACCAGGGUCCCCCACCUGUCACACUAGCUGCUGCCAAAAAAGCCAAGUCUGAGACUGUGCUGACCUGUGCCAGUGGCCGUGCCCGCUGUGUGUGGCUGGAGUGCCCCAUCCCUGAUGCCUCUAACAUCAGCAACGUGACCGUGAAGGCGCGGGUUUGGAACAGCACCUUCAUUGAGGACUACAAAGACUUUGACAGAGUCAGGGUAGACGGCUGGGCUACUCUGUUCCUGAGAACUAGCAUCCCUACCAUCAACAUGGAGAACAAGACCACAUGGUUCUCAGUGGACAUUGACUCAGAGCUGGUGGAGGAGCUGCCUGCUGAGAUUGAGCUGUGGCUGGUGCUGGUGGCCGUGGGUGCCGGACUGCUGCUGCUGGGGCUCAUCAUCCUCCUGCUGUGGAAGUGUGACUUCUUUAAGCCGACCCGCUACUACCGGAUUAUGCCCAAGUACCACGCAGUGCGUAUCCGGGAGGAGGAGCGCUACCCACCUCCAGGGAACACUCUACCCACCAAGAAGCACUGGGUCACCAGCUGGCAGAUUCGGGACCGAUACUACUGAUGCCCUCCCUGACAUCCCUCCUGGUGUUCCCUCCUUCCUAUUUAUCAUAAAUUAUGACUCCGACAAUCCAGAAGGGGCCAUGCAUUUGGCUGGCACCAGAAGGCUCAGGCA
Molecule: messenger RNA, 3347 nt
Organism: Acomys russatus (golden spiny mouse)
Lineage: Eukaryota; Metazoa; Chordata; Mammalia; Rodentia; Muridae
Gene: Itga3
Product: integrin subunit alpha 3
Exons: 25
Coding region: 36-3236 (1066 amino acids)
Biological process (GO): cell adhesion mediated by integrin; cell-cell adhesion; cell-matrix adhesion
Cellular component (GO): external side of plasma membrane; integrin complex
Molecular function (GO): integrin binding
Source: RefSeq, a predicted model, not a curated record